GCAUUGCACCUGAUGCCCAGCUGUUAAUAUUAUUAAAUCUCAGCCGGUAAAAGGGAAUUUUCAAUGGGGAGUUAUAUGAUUGUGCGUCGACUGGCAACGCAGCCCAAAUUGGCCAAUGCAGCGAAAAGAAAGUGGAAAAGUGUGGUUGGUUUGGAGGUGCACGCACAGAUAGCAAGCGCCUCAAAACUAUUCUCCGGCAGUGGCACCGGCUUCGGAGCACCUCUCAACACAGCAGUUGCCUAUUUUGACGCUUCUAUACCAGGUACCCUACCGGUUCUCAAUAGAAAAUGCGUAGAGUCUGGAAUUAAAACUGCAUUAGCACUAGGCUGUCGGGUGAACGAAGUGUCCAUGUUUGAUCGCAAGCACUACUUCUAUGCAGAUCUUCCAAAUGGAUACCAAAUUACCCAACAACGCGCUGCUCUCGCAAAUGAUGGAGUAAUAACAUUUCCAGUCAUAACACCGGGCAAGAAGAUUUAUUAUAAGUCUGUCAACUUGUUGCAAUUGCAAUUGGAACAGGACAGUGGCAAAUCGCUGCACGAUGAACAGCUGAAGAGGAGUUUAGUUGACCUGAAUCGAGCUGGGUUGCCGUUAAUGGAGUUGGUAUUUGGCCCAGAUUUAGAAACGGGCGAGGAGGCUGCAUCAUUAGUGAAAGAACUAAUGCUUAUAUUGAAACGACUCCAGACCUGUAGCUGUAAAAUGGAAGAGGGCGCACUGCGCGUAGAUGCCAAUAUAUCAGUACAUCAGGAGGGCGAUCCUUUAGGCGUGCGUACAGAGGUUAAGAACAUUGGCUCCGUUCGGAGCAUAUCCCAGGCAAUAUCUUACGAAAUAAAUCGCCAGCUGGAGCUUGUUGCCGAUGGCGGCGUUGUGACAAAUGAAACCCGUUCAUGGGAUGCGGACAAAAGACGCACCAUUGCGAUGCGUGAUAAAGAAGUGCUGCAGGAUUAUCGAUUUAUGCCGGAGCCCAAUUUGCCACCGUUACAUGUCAACCUCAAGCCGGGUUCAAGGUCAACCGAAGACCUGAUAUCAGUAGCUGCGCUAAGCGAGGAAAUACCAGAAUUGCCUGAACAUACGCGUCAACGCCUUAUGGAAUAUUACAAACUGAAUGCAGAGACAGCCAUCAUUUUGGUGAACGAGCCCAUACUGCUGGAACAUUUUGAAAGCAUUACCAAGAGUCUACCGGAUAUGCCAACCAAAGUGGUUACAAAUUUCCUUAUUAACGAUUUGCUGUCGUACUGCAACAAGCUCAGUUUGGACAUAGCAGAUUGUGCCAUCAGUGCCAACGCCUUGAGGGAUGUCUUGAAAGCGUUACACUCUGACCAAAUCAAUUUGCAAGCAGCUCGCCAACUUAUUCCCCUUUUACACACGAAUCCUACAGCCGACGUGAGCCAGUUGGUUAAAGAAAACAACUUGGAGCAGAUUUCCGACCUGAACACCAUUGAGGCCUAUUGCCGUGAGGCAAUUGCCAAUCAGCCAAAAACAGUGCAGCAAUACCAAAAGGGAAAAUCGAAAGCCCUUUAUGCCAUUGUUGGUGAAGUUGCGAAGCUCUCGGCACAAAAGGCGAAUAUGAAAGUCGUGGUUGAGUGCUUGGAGAGACUUUUAAAAAAUAAAUAAAACGCACUUAUUUAUUGUGUUACUGGA
Molecule: messenger RNA, 1638 nt
Organism: Drosophila arizonae
Lineage: Eukaryota; Metazoa; Arthropoda; Insecta; Diptera; Drosophilidae
Gene: GatB
Product: glutamyl-tRNA(Gln) amidotransferase subunit B, mitochondrial
Biological process (GO): glutaminyl-tRNAGln biosynthesis via transamidation; mitochondrial translation
Cellular component (GO): mitochondrion; glutamyl-tRNA(Gln) amidotransferase complex
Molecular function (GO): glutaminyl-tRNA synthase (glutamine-hydrolyzing) activity
Source: RefSeq, a predicted model, not a curated record